CGCUUCCGCCCUAGUGCGCAUGCUCAGCGGGGCCACGGUUCUCCGACCGGCUGUGGUAGUGUCAGCUCCUGUGAAGGAAGUUUCCGCUUUGCACCCCACCCGGAUCACAGUUCGGUUGUAGGACCCGCUCCCUCCCACACCACAUCAGCGCAUCCGGAUCAUGGGGCUACCCAAAGGGCCAGAGGGCCAGGGGCUCCCCGAGGUGGAAACGAGAGAAGAUGAAGAACAAAAUGUCAAGUUGACUGAAAUUCUGGAGCUCUUGGUUGCAGCUGGGUAUUUCAGAGCAAGGAUUAAAGGCUUGUCUCCUUUUGACAAGGUAGUGGGAGGGAUGACGUGGUGCAUCAGCACCUGCAACUUCGACGUGGACGUGGAUCUGCUCUUUCAGGAAAACUCUACCAUCGGGCAAAAAAUAGCUCUAUCGGAAAAGAUCGUCUCAGUUCUCCCAAGGAUGAAGUGUCCCCACCAGCUGGAGCCCCACCAGAUCCAGGGCAUGGAUUUUAUUCACAUAUUCCCUGUUGUGCAGUGGCUGGUGAAGCGAGCUAUAGAAACAAAGGAAGAAAUGGGCGACUACAUCCGCUCCUAUUCUAUCUCCCAGUUCCAGAAGACCUACAGCCUCCCAGAGGACGAUGACUUCGUAAAGAGAAAAGACAAGGCCAUCAAGACCGUUGUUGACCUCUCAGACACCUACAAGCCCCGUCGCAAGUACAGACGGCAGCAGGGAGCGGAGGAGCUGCUGGACGAGGAGUCCCGAGUCCACUCCACGCUUUUGGAGUACGGCAGGAGAUACGGAUUUAGUCGCCAGAGCAAAACGGAGAAGACUGAGGACAAGAAAACCACGCUUGCCGCAGGGCUGUCGGCCACAGAGAAAACGGAUGCUCAUGAAGAAGAUGAGCUUCAAGCAGCUGAGGAGCAGCGCAUUCAGACGCUGAUGACCAAGAUGACCGCCAUGGCGAGUGAGGAGAGCCGCCUCACCGCAAGCUCCGUGGGCCAGAUCGUGGGUCUCUGCUCUGCUGAGAUCAAGCAGAUUGUGUCUGAGUAUGCAGGAAAGCAGUCUGAGCUGUCUGCUGAAGAAAGUCCAGAAAAGUUAGGAACCUCCCAACUGCAUCAGCGGAAAGUCAUUUCCUUGAAUAAACAAAUUCUGCAGAAGACCAAACAUCUAGAAGAGCUGCAAACAAAUCACAGCAGCCUCCAGGCCAAGUACAGUGACAUGAAGAAGACACUGACAGAGCUAAAGAAUCAUGGUGAGAAACUAGACAAAGAACAGGCAGCCCUGGAGAAAUUAGAAGCCAAAGCUGACCCAAGCAUUCUCCAGAGCCUGCGAGCCCUCGUAGCCAUGAAUGAGAAUCUGAAAAGCCAGGAGCAGGAGUUUAAGGCGCACUGCCGGGAGGAGAUGGCUCGUCUGCAGCAGGAAAUUGAGACCCUGAAAGCUGAGAGAGCACCAGGCGACAAGACUGUCUCCAGUGGAGAGCCACAGGGUGCCGCGACCUCCACCAUGACUCACAAUGAGGACCUGGACAGACGGUACAACAUGGAGAAAGAGAAGCUGUACAAGAUCCGCUUGCUGCAGGCACGAAGAAAUCGAGAAAUAGCGAUUUUGCAUCGCAAGAUUGACGAAGUGCCCAGUCGAGCUGAGCUGAUACAGUAUCAGAAGCGAUUUAUUGAACUCUACCGUCAGAUUUCCGCGGUGCACAAGGAAACCAAGCAGUUCUUCACUUUGUAUAACACUCUGGAUGACAGAAAAGUGUAUCUGGAAAAGGAGAUUAGCCUGCUUAACUCAAUUCACGAGAACUUCUCACAAGCCAUGGCCUCCCCUGCUUCCCGGGACCAGUUUUUAAGGCAGAUGGAACAAAUCGUCGAAGGCAUUAAACAAAACAGAAUGAAGAUGGAAAAGAAGAAGCAGGAGAACAAAAUGAGAAGGGACCAGUUGAACGAUCAGUACCUGGAGCUGCUGGAAAAGCAGCGGCUCUACUUCAAGACCGUGAAAGAGUUCAAAGAGGAGGGCCGGAAGAACGAGCUGCUGCUGUCCAAGAUCAAAGCCAAGGCCUCCUGAACGUCCACCUCCACUUCUGUAUGUUGUUGGGACUUUUCUGAUGGCAUGUACAGACUACAGGAUCCCAAAACGGUUAUGAAAAUGGCCGUGGAGAGAUGCGGGAAGAUUCAUUUCAACUCUCUGGAUGGAUGUUUUCUUUCCACUGUUUCGUUUCAUCUCUCCUGGCUGCAGCUGGUAGCCUCAGACAGUGACACCGUGGCUUGGGUGGCAUCCUAGGACCCUAUGAAGAAUCGUGGGCAGUGCUCAUUCACUGUCCACUCAACUUUUUUUCUCCAGUAACACUGCAUUUAUGAAGGUACCCGGGUUUGUACGGGCCCUGAGAAUAAAGAGCAUUAUGUUCAGCAAGUAUUAAUUGAGCAACUGCUGAAAAAUGAGCCCUGGGGUAAAUGUAGCAGAAUACAGAGCAUUGUCCCUUUCUCCUCUGGCAUCUAGCAGGGACAGAGAGCAGAUACAACCCUCCUAACCCUAAAGCUUGCCCCUUGUAAUGCUUCCGAAGGCUGCUGAGUGAGCAACCAGCCCAUUGGUGUUGCUGGCUUUGGCCAUACCCCAACCGUUGUGCCUUUUGUUCUGGCCUCUCACAGUGCAUACAGACUAUAGGCUGGGCUGGCAUGCUGAGCAAUUAGCCCAUGGGUGUAGAGACUAAAUCAGGAGAGGUUCAGGUUUACUAGCGUUCACUUGUCUGUGUUGGGAAGACUAAUAUAAAGUGACCGUGAUGGGUUUUAGAGAUGGGAACCCUUCCUCUGGAGCCAUGCUUCUCUGGUGUUUCCUUUGGCAUGGCUGUGGGUCUGUCCAGCCCUCAGGCUAUAUGUGGUCAAGGAGAGCUGUCAGGGUAUCAGCGUCGUCCUUCAACCCUGCACAUCACCAGGCUCACUUGAUGGAAACGCUGCAAAUGCACCUUCCGCUGAGGACUCUUCAAUUAGCAUUGAAGCCUCCCACAUCAGGAUGGGUCCUUGUUUGAAGCAUACCCCAUGUUCCUGCACUGUCGGGAUCUAAGUAGAGACUAAGAUGUGUGUGCUGUUCAGUUUUAUCAGCGCAGGCAUAGGGAAACAUAGCAGGGGCUGAGCAGGGAGGAACGGCAGAUUUGUACAUAGGGGCACAAGGACUCCAUGCAGGAAACAACACUUGGGCUAGAUCUAAAAGGAACAGGAUGUUAGCUGAAAUAGGAGGAAGGGCCUUUAAUAGCCCCUGAAGGGUUGGUUUUAGACUCUGGAAAUGAGCAGAGCGAAGAGAUUGCAGAAUACUCCCCCAGCAAUCAAGAACCUAGCAACUGGGUCCUGCUCAGUAAACCCCAGUGUGAGGUUUGAGCUCCAGUCUGCGUAGAUUUGGCGGACACAUGUUCUAAACAGCAGGUUGGGACCGUUUGACAGAGGCAUAAAUAUGGGAGGCAGGUGGAGCACUGCGCAGUCACAGAAGCACUGCUCAUUUCUCGUUUCCUAAUGUAUGUGGUUAAGAGAGGCGGGAGUCAUACGGACUCAGGAAAGAGGUGCUGGGGGCAGUUGGUGGAGCUCUUGCCGAGGUUCCAUCCCUAACAUUACAUAAACCAGGCAUGGUAGGUACACUUGGGAUCCUAGCUCUCAGGAAGUGGAGUCAGGAGGAGCAGGGUGUCAAGGUUAUUCAAGAUUGAACAGCAAAAAGGAAACCAGCCUGGGCUACAGAAGACUGUCUCCCAUGCAGGCCUAAGAGCAUCACGUGUUCCUGACCCAGGGGUCACUGAGCUGUGAUGAGCUGGGUAGGAGCGGCAGCACCCAAAGCAUCACUCCCCUGUGCCAGCCCACUUCCUAGAGAGCCAUGUGCGCAGGUUCCGCUGUGACCUGGUGGUCACAGGAACACUGAGAAAGGCUCAGCUGUGGAGUGAUGCGCUGAGGGAGGAGGCGGCAUCGGGACUGUGUUAGAACUCCCAGUUCAGAGAGGACCAUCACCUUACCUUGAGAGGAGGCUCGUCCACCCAGAACUCUGGCUGAUGUCAGUGUUUGACCACAGGUGUUGGGAGGGAAGUGGGAACCGGUGAGGUUCAAGGUCUCUGGAGCCCACUGUCUGUGUCUGGGAGAGGUCUGGAAUACCUGAUCUAAAGCAACCAUAAUUGGUUUUGGAGAUGGAAACCUUUAUUUGGUAUUGUUUCCGGGAGUUACUUUGGUAUGGCUGUAGGCAUGUUCUGCCACAGGCUGCCCGCAGCCAGGGAUAGCUGUGAAUGUGAUCCAAUACCACAUUUUAAAGUGAUUUAAAACAUGGAGGUUCUUUUCCCUCUCUGUUUCUUUACGCUGUGUACUCUGUGUAGACUUUGUAGAUGACAGUAUCGUGCUAUAACAUCAAAAGCUUGAUCACUCCUGGUAGGAAGAAAUUGGUAGACACCGUAUCCCAUUUUUUAACUCACAAGACUUAAUACAGACGGCGAGAGAUACGUGUUGCUAGCUCUACAGUGCCAGGUGUGAACUCCUUCCGGAGGAGCAGGCCACAGAUCUAAACAAAAUGCAGUUGGCUCCCCCCGUAACAGCCAUUCCUCUAUUGCACCAAUGCUCACAUCUUGCCGAGCUGGUUGGUAUUAUAGCAUGCAAGUUCAUAGCUGGGUAAGACUGUUGACGACACCCUCCCCGCAGCUCUCUGUGCAGCAGCAUCUGCCACUAUGAAAGCUCGCCAGCAGGGAGAAAGAAAGCCCCUGGCUUGGAUCUACCGUGAUUUCUCUGUCCUACAUUCAAAGUGUGUGGCAUCUAAAGUAGUAGUGUCUUACCAUCUGGUGUUCUAGUGGGAGACCAUGAGCGAUGGCUGACCUGUAUUUUGAAGCCUUCUGGGUUGACUAGGCUGGUUGAACACUCUUUGAAUUGGCUGCAGAAGUCAGCACUGAGAAUCCUGCAUUUGCUUCCAACAUCCUGAAACAUGACAGCACCUUUGUGGGUAAUUCCAGCAUGAAGUAGGCUGAGGAGAUUCCCCGAGGGCCCUGGUCAUUUCAGAAUCUACCUGGAGACUGGUGAAAGGGAGGGGCCUACCAGGGCAGUGUCUUCUGUGCCCAGACAUGUUAUAGCAUUGAGUUCUGAGCUUUCUGGCUUUUUCCCAGAAUUAUAAGACAGUGGAGAAACGUCUGUAAGUGACUUUUUUUUUCCAGUGUGCAGAAACCAGACUCAGAGCAGUGAGACUGUUCACUGGGCCGGUGCCCAGUGCCAUGCAUUCUUAGGACCAAUCUGCAGGUCGGGAGCCGCCUUCACUCCUCCUUGCUUCUCAUGGAGUACCCAGGGGUGCUCUGAUAACGAUCAGGCUCAGAGCAGCUGUGAGCUGGGCUAGAAUAAGUUAAUAGUGAAAGGCUGGGAGGAUGUGAGGACAUGUUCUCCCAUGUUUGUGUUUAGUCAGCCAGCACCACAGGGCUGCACAUAGUACCACCGAACAACUGCCAACCUGCAUCCAGAGGGGUGGUGUUUUUCCUACUGAAGCAGAGUCCAUGCUGGGCAUAAGCUCCUGUUUAGCCUGCUCUUGCAAAUGGAGUUCUGGUCUGUAGCCCUUGGUUCAAGAACAGUGAAGAUGCAGACUGGUAGUGGAACCAAACCAGCAUAGGUCACCAGGCAGGGCUUUUCCUCUCCAGAGUGUUCCUGGAGAUCUCCCAAACCCUUGAACAAAGCAAGGGCAGGCCCUCCAGCAGCCCUCUUCCUACCUCACAGAGUGUCAUUCCCAUGGAUUGUCACUUUGGCAGACUCUCAUCUUACCUAUCCUGAGUAAAGUAGGCACUACCUGAAGGGUAGUAGGACCCCAGCCUGCCCUGCAGCCUGUACAUCCCACAUUCCCUCUGCUCCCCAUGGUUCUAGCCUGCCUGUUCUCCAGGUGGUGGAUGUCAGUUUUCUAGAAGUAACUUCUAGCCGUGACUUUGCUUGUCUAGGUUCAGAUGGUUAAAUUGAAAUGUGCCCUGAGAAAUACUGUAAGGAAGUGUUGUAUAGUGUAUUCGUUGCCAGUGUUGGUCACCAAGAAACAGAACACCUUAAUAGAGAGCAGUGCCAUGGUGAGUGUCAUGGGUGCUAUUGCCCAUUCUUAAAGCUGAGCGUGGCCAGAGGAAGAGCCUUAUGAGAUGCAUCUUAGAGUCUGCCAUGCUCCCCCUAGCAGCAGGUGGCAGCAGGCCAAAGUUGUACAUAAAAGUCAGUAAAGUGCUUGUCUUGCAAGCAUGAGGACCUUGGUUAGGAUCCCCAGUAUCCAUGUAAAGAGCCAGGCCUGGCCAUAUGUUUGUGUAUUCCUGGCACUAGAGAGGCAGGGACUGAAGCAUCUCUGGGCCUCACUGACCAGCCAGACUAAAUGAAUUGGUAAGCUUCGAGUUCAGUGAGAAAACCUGUCUCAUAGAAUAAGGUGGCACGCAAUCACGAAGCCAUCUGAGUUGUCCUUUGGCCUUCAUGUGCACAGGCACAUACAUACACGUGCACGCACAUAUCCCAUGCACAUAUAGGAGCAUACACAUACAAAAAAGUAAUGAAUGUGUUCCAUCUUCUCAGAAUAAAUAUGAUGUGUAAGAUCGUGAGUGGGCUUUGGGAUCUCAUCUGCAGUGUGUCUGACAUUCUGUAACCCCAUCAGCCUGUGUCAGUUUCCUAGAUGGACCAAGCUCACCCUCCGUGGGUAUUUUCCUCACGUGCUCCCUGAAGAGGACUCUCUCCUCUCCCUGAUUUGGAGUAGUGGCUUUUGAUCACCUGUGUGUUCCCUUUUACAUUGGCCUCCUGAUCAUAUCACAGUCCACCCACCACACCCCUGUUGUCUGUCCUAAUGACACAUGGCACUGCUUACGGCCCCCAGUGCUUUGUAAGGUCUGCAUCGUCCCUCUCUGCAAUGUGUAAGGGCAGCAGAAGCAGGGACCUUGCCCGCUUCAUUGUGGUUCCCCAGACAAGUCAGCACAUCCACUUGGUGAAGUUGGCUCCCCAAAUUGUAUCUUAACAUUCUGUAGCAGCAAGCUAUAGAUUGAACCUAAUCCAUGCUUGGGUUGAAGCAGGCUGGCGGCUCUAGUAGCAGCAUUAGAGAAGCUUUCAUUAGUCACCAACCUUGAAGGUCGGAAUGGAAAAAGUUUUCCAGAAGUUUCCAACCUUUAACCAAGAUCACCUUCUGAAGAUGCCCAGUAUUGUGGCAGGGAGGGCACAGCAGUGUCAGACAGGGUGAUGAGUUUCUUCUUCUUUCAGAUGUGGUAGAUACAUCUUAGCCACGUGAAUUCACGAAAAUGGGUGGUACUGUCCAACUGUGGGCAGCAGCAUCCCAUACAGGGACGGCAGAGCUGCAAACCUGUGGCCUCCUUGGAGGACAACUGAACAGUAUGUUUAUCACAAGUCCAAGUGUACCGCCUUUUGAACCAGCAGUGCCACGUCUAGGAACUUUUCUUAUGUAUGGAAACUUUUAUUAAAGCAAUGUUUGUAAUAACACGAAGUUGGAAACUAUCAUUAAUUCAGAACAGGGGUGAAAAAUCAUGGCCCAUCUCUACAAUGGGGCAUUUUGCAGACAUUUAAAAGAAAAGGUCUGUGAUAUAUAUUGAUAGGAAGUGUUCACAGACCUUGAAGCCACAUGGUUAAGUGGGAGAAGAAAACAUAAAUGAACAUUCAUGAAAUGCCAGUGUUUGGAAUAGAGAUAAAUACAUGUGUUGUAGGCGUGUAUGCAUAUGUAUGUUUGCAUAUACUCACAUAAAUGCUUGUGAUACGUCUGCUUGCCUGUGCCCAGGGUGUCCCUGAAAAGUGACACAGAAUGCUGGCAACCUUGGUUGUCUCUUGGAAAAUGGUGGGAAUGACUUUUCACCGCUUGUCUUUUGUAUUCUGGAAUUUUGUACCAUGUACAUGCACUAUCUACUCAAAAAUAAAUAGUUUUUGAAGUUUAA
Myodes glareolus (Bank vole) is the source of this 7865-nucleotide messenger RNA. RefSeq names its product CCC complex scaffolding subunit CCDC93 (gene Ccdc93). NCBI's taxonomy places the organism in Eukaryota, Metazoa, Chordata, Mammalia, Rodentia, Cricetidae. Gene Ontology annotation, biological process: Golgi to plasma membrane transport. The record is from RefSeq and is a predicted model, not a curated record.